UCUUGCUACUUGACAGACCGACAUUGAUUCUCUAUGGUCGGUAACUUAUCCUGAUCAAGAAUUACUGGAAUAAAAGCAAGAAGUCUCAAAUUAAUCGUCUUGGUGUGAUCGUUGUGUGAUCCUGUUUUCAUCAUGAACGGGAAGAUGUUGAAAUUUCUCGCCGCCAUUUUGUUCCUGACAGCGUCAGGAUCUCAUGCGUAUUUGCACGAGGAAGGGAGGUGUAUGAUGUUCAGCGAAUGCGGGGGAAAUCCUGAUACAAAUUUUAGAUCAGAUCUAAAUUGCUUGGACAAUGAAGUAGCCCGGCCUACUGGAUCAGCAGCAGCCAUUGGUCUUCUAAAUGAUUUUUGUCCAGCUUACAACCCUGAUGAAGUCUGCUGUGAUCUUCAACAACUUAGAACCAUGCAGCCUUUAUUGACUGCACUGCGGCCUGCAUUCGGUCGUUGUCCAGCCUGUCUAGAAAACGUUUUGACUAUGAUGUGUCAGAUGGUUUGUAGUCCUCAGCAGAGUCUCUAUUCCAAUGCUACAGUCCUCCUGGUUAGCGAUGAUGGAGUCGGCGUCCGUCGCUUCGAUGCCUUCGUCGCACAGGAGUUCGCUGACGUCGCCUAUGAUUCAUGUAAGGAUGUUCAGUUCCCAGCUGCUAAUACACCUGUGAUGGAUGUAAUGUGUGGUGGGUAUCUCGGUGACGAUUGCUCCCCUCAAAGGUGGCUAGACUUCCUUGGUGAUACAGCUAAUGGAUUCAUUCCUUGGAAUAUUGACUUCACAGUUGUACCAACAGGAGAAACAGUCGAAGGCAUGGACGAAAGCAUGGAGCCCAUGAACCCUACCUCGUUUUACUGUAACGCACCUGUUGGCAAUCAAAGCAGCUGUAGUUGUCAAGACUGUGAACUCUCCUGCUCGGCCUUACCAACCAUCGGACCAGUUGUACCACCUUACAAAAUAGGUCUUAUGGAUGGAUACUCCUUCAUUAUUCUCAUGAUCUAUGUGGGACUCGCUUGUCUGUUCGUUGUCUCUCUCAUCCUUUAUAAUUGCCUUGUCGUCAGCAACGAUGAUGAAGAGCUCCCUCUCAGGAAGAAUGAAGUCAGGAUAGAACCCGAAGAUGUGGGCAAAUUGGAUAACUUUAAUAAAAAGAUGGAUGACGGUCUGAGGGAUUUCUUUACAUGGUGGGGAACAGGCAUUGCUAGGUAUCCCGUUUUGGUUCUUUUCAUCAUGGUCUGCGUCGUCGUAGCCCUCACAUGCGGUAUCUUACUGGUCGAGAUCGUUACGGAUCCCGUUGAGCUAUGGUCUGGUCCACAAAGUCGUGCUCGUCUUGAGAAAGAUUACUACGACGAAACAUUCGUUCCUUUCUACCGUACCACAUUGAUUUACAUCCGGGCUCCUGGCAUGGAUUAUGUCGAAUACGACACAUACAACGAGGGAAACAAAACGUUCGGACCAGUUGUGAAUUUAGAAGUACUAACCCAGGCUCUUGAUCUUCAGAAGGCAGUAGAGAACAUCACGGCUUAUUACAAAGGUUCACCAGUACGGCUGAGUGAUAUCUGCAACAAGCCACUAGCUCCCGUCGUGAACCAAUGCCUUAUUCAAAGUGUGCUACAAUGGUAUGGAAACAGUUAUGAACAGCUGAACAAAGUAGCAGUUGAUGGUGAGGGAAAGUCAGCCGAUUAUCGAGAUCAUUUCAUCUAUUGCAUGAAGAGUCCGCUUUCUUUGGAAGACAACACCCCUUUGCGUGAUAUGUGUGUUUCAGCUUUCGGUGGUCCAACCUAUCCAUAUGUUGCUAUCGGUGGUUAUCCAGACGAUGACUACAAUGAGGCCGAACUGCUGGCCAUCACUAUCCUACUCGACAACAAGAAAGAGAAUGAGACUGAGUAUAACAUGAUCUUAGAAUGGGAAGCUGAGUACCUGAGAUUCAUGGAGAGUUAUGAUAAUCCAAACUUCAUCAUCGCAUAUGCAGCAGAGCGUUCUAUCGAAGAUGAGUUGAUUCGUCAAAGUGAAGCUGAUCUGGUGACGAUCGCUGUCAGUUAUCUUGUUAUCUUUGCUUACAUUGCCCUGGCUCUCGGAGAAUUCACCAAGAUGGAUAGAUUGCUGGUUGAUUCGAAGAUUACUCUAGGCCUUGGUGGUGUUUUCAUCGUGCUUAGUUCAGUCUUUGCUUCUAUUGGUAUAUAUGGAUACUUUGGUGUCGAGACAACCCUGAUCGUCAUGGAGGUCGUACCUUUCCUCAUCCUGGCUAUCGGCGCUGAUAAUAUCUUCAUCUACGUACUAGACUUCCAGCGAGACCAUAGGCAAGAAGGAGAGUCCCGUGAGGAACAGAUCGGCAGAGUUCUGGGAAAGGUUGCUCCUAGCAUGUUGCUAUGUGGUCUCUCGGAGUCUAUCUCCUUCUUCCUUGGUGCUUUGACUGAGAUGCCUGCUGUUCGUAUCUUUGCUCUCUAUUCUGGUAUGUCUGUACUGAUUAACUUCAUUCUUCAGAUCACAGCCUUUGUCGCUCUCCUUUCACUCGAUGUGCGAAGACAAGAGAGUGGGCGUUUCGACAUUGUUUGCUGUAUACCACCUAAACACAAAGACCCUGUCCCUAAGAAGAUGGGAUUACUUCAGAUAGUGAUGAAGAAAUACUUCGCUCCAUUCGUCAUGAAGAAAUGGGUCCGCCCAGCUGUGAUCCUCAUCUUCACUGGAGUCACAUGUGCCUGUAUCGCUCUUACCCUCAAACUGCCUGUUGGCUUAGAUCAAUUUAUUACUAUGCCCAAGGACUCGUACGUACUUGACUACUUGAUGACAAUGGGAGAGUACAUGAAAGUAGGACCACCAGUCUAUUUCGUCGCCACCAGUGGCUUCAAUUACUCGAAUAUGCAAGGUCAAAAUAAGAUUUGUGGAGGAGCGGGAUGUAACGCAGAUUCUCUCACUCAGCAGAUCUACUAUGCUAGUCUUAUCAAAGAAAAGACUUACAUUGCUCAGCCUACAUCGUCAUGGAUGGACGACUAUUUUGAUUGGUUGAAGCCUCAGGUCAGUGGAUCAUGUUGUCGAGUAUCCAUCCCAGACGAAGAGUUCUGUCCAUCACAAGAUAGCCCGUACACUUUAUGCAGACCAUGUAUCCCACAAUCGGAGAGAAAUGAUCGACGUGAUCCAGUAACUUUCGAGGAGUUUUUACCAGAUUUCUUAACUGAUGUACCAAACGCAGUUUGCAACAAGGGUGGAAGCGCCGCCUACGGUAAUGCUGUACAGUUUCUAGGCUCAAGUGAGACGGUGAUUGAAGCCUCUUACUUCAUGACGUAUCACACUCCGUUAGUGACGUCACCAGAUUUUAUCGGAGCGCUUGAAGAGGCGUACAUUCUAGCCGACAGCAUUGAGGAGUCUAUGAGGGAAGACUACGAAGUGCCCGAAGAUUUCAAAGUAUUCCCUUACAGUAUCUUCUACGUGUUCUAUGAGCAGUACCUGACACUCGUUGAUGAAGCCAUUGUCCAGUUGCUCAUCGCCCUGGUGCCUAUCUUCGUAGUCAGUCUUCUCAUGUUAGGAUUUAGCGUCUCAGCUCCGCUCAUCAUCAUCGGCUGCAUCUCCAUGAUCGUCAUCGAUACCAUGGGUGUCAUGUACCUAUGGAACAUUGAGUUCAAUGCCGUCUCCUUGGUCAAUCUUAUGAUGGCCGUGGGUAUGUCAGUGGAAUUCGUUUCUCACAUCACCAGAUCAUUCUCUAUCUGCGUGAAGGAAGGUCGUCUAGAGAGGGCCGAAUAUGCACUCGCUACCAUGGGAAGUUCGGUUCUUAGCGGAGUAGCAAUGACAAACUUGCCAGGAAUUAUAGUGCUAGCCUUCGCCAAGUCCCAGCUCUUUGUUGUCUUCUAUUUCCGAAUGUUUUUGACGAUCACGCUGGUGGGUACCGUUCACGGUCUCAUCUUCCUACCCGUGGUCCUCAGCUAUAUUGGACCUGAUGUGAAUCUAGCUUACGUGUUAGAGGAUCAAGAGAGGAAGGAUGCUGAGAAGUUAGGUAACAGUGAGCACGGGAGCACCUCCAAACACGCUUACGAUAAUAACUCCAUCGAGUUGGAGGAAAGUGGAGAAAGAAAGAAGGAGAUGGAAGCUGAUGACCCUCCAGGCUAUGAAGUGGUGAUCGGAGCACCGACGAACUCGGUCGAAGUCCAGGCCGAUUUUCCGAUGAAUGAAGAUGAUACCGAUUUGAAGUUAUGAUUAUCAGAGGCAAUGCAAGAUGAAUCGGGAAAAAAUCCUAAUUAAGACCCGACAGUUGAAUGGUGUGAGCACAUUGGAAAAUGUGUUAUGUGUUAUAAGAUGACGAUGAUGGUGGUGAUGAUAAUUAUGAAGAUCAUGAUGAUAAUAAUUGUUUGAAAGAUGAUAGUGAAAGAAUUGAAACUGAACCUAUGAAGUAUAGUCUUUCAAUAUUCACUUUAGUUCUUCGGAAUGGUUUAUUUUCAAACACUAGUAUGUAUCGUUUUUAUAAUUAAACAUGUUGAAUUAUGUUGAGGAAGAAUUUUCUUUCUUGCUCAGCAAAUUAUAUUUGUCGUUGCGAUAUUUAUCAUCGCCAAUAUUACACAAUGCUUAAGUUCAUGUAUGAUAUUUUGUGAAUCUAUUAAAAUGAUGGUGCUCUUCGUGUCAGGAUCAUUCAUAUACAUCAUACUGAGCUAUAGAGUACAAGAGUGCUAACAUCAUACUCACUCGUCCUCCAGCUAACUGGUUCUAAACAAUAGGGCCUGCGCAUGAGGUUCACCGCGUAAUCAUUCGAGCAACGGGCGGGAGCAUGGCAAAUACAGUGUUUGGGGCUGGUGUGAUCAGGCCGUCAUUAUUUAUCACAACAUUGUUUGGAACCAACAAUCUGGACAACGUGGCAAGUAUGACGUCAUGAUUGGUAUACCCUAAUACUUCAGUCAGCUGCAAAACAUAGUGAAACUAAAUUCAAUCCUUUAUUAAACCUUACUUUAACAUACGAUUGAAUAGCAGCUGAAAAUACAUGAAAAUAUUUUAAAAAGUAUGAUUGUUCGUUUGAUUUCUGUGGAACUGUAAUCAGAAUUUAAGAAGUGUCCACAUAAAAGACAUAUUUUUGCGAUUUAGAAAUAGCUUUGUUAUAGAAAUUAAUGUCCCUGGUAAUAUAUUGACAUGUUUGUGUACAGUACAAGCUUUAUUAAGGUAUACAAUGCGAUGUGUAAUCUGUGUUUUGUACAGAGUAUGUGUUCUUAUUCAACAAAUACUGAUUCUUGGCUAGAGGCCUGGGUAAUAUUAUAUUAUGUUGUCAGUCUGAUAUCGGUGUGAUUGGUGUGACUGAGGUACUGUGUUAGUAAUACUAUAUAUUAUAACACACUUAUAUUGCGUCAUCUGUCUAGUAAAACUAUUCCGAGGUGCAUUAUAAAAGUAAGAAAGGAGAAAUACAUGAUAGACUACAGGAUGAUUUAAAUUGUGUUGAAUUAUAUUCAAGUAUGUGAAUAAAAGGACUGUCUUCAGAUUAGACUUAAAAGAAUCAGAAUUUUCUAAGGCACGGAUAUGAGCUGUUGAUGGGCUAUGGUGCAACAGAUUGAGGAUCUUACAAGGAGAGCGGAGUCGGACAGUAACAUGAAUAGUGUAUUUUUAACAAGAGUUUAUGUUUUACUAGUGAACGUAUUUUUGUGCAAAAUAGAAUUUUGAAUUGCCAUCGCGAUUAAUGAUCCAGCCGAUUGGAAUUAUUUUUCAUCUAUGUUAUAAAAAGUGAUUCUUAAAAUAGGUGUUUGAAAGCUAUAUCCUUGAGGUGAGGAUGUCAUUAAAAUAUCGAUUGUGAGGCUAUAAUAGACAAUGUAAGUGUAUAGUAAUUGAAAAUGCGUGUAUCGUCGUCAAAUAAUAUUAUUUUUAACGUUACGUUUGUAUUGCACAAGACUUAUAGAGCAGGUUUGAGUAUCAUCAUGGCUAUCACACAAUUAAAUUGUUUCAAAUUGUUUAAAGCCAAAGGCUUAAAAUGUUUUUAAGCGGCUAUAUUAAUUUUUCGUCUACUAAAUGAAGAGCCAAGUCAGAGUUUUUGCUCGUUAAUAAACGGUGUGCACUUAUUUUUUAUCUUACACACGGUGGUGAUAAGAUCGUUUGCAUAUACCUAUAUUAUGUUAAAAAAUGUGGGUCAAAUUUUGUUGAUGGUAUAUAGUGUGUCGUUUAUUAUGUGUGGAAAAUAUAUUCAUGUUUGUGUCAGGUUAUAUCUAACUUAUUUAACCAAAAUACCAUACGCUGGAUCAAAAUACAAAAACAUGAAUACAUGUUUCAUCAUAUCUGCUGCAUGUUAUUGCAGUCAAAAUCUUAUAAACAAAUAAUUGUUAUGUUAAAGACAUAACAUUUAAGGUCAGAAAUAAAUGAAGAAGCUCUAAACGAACAACUCAACAUUAUCUUCGUAGUGAGAGAGCUUUCAAGUGAACAAACUGUCAUUGAUGUGACAGUUUCAAACCAAUGGCACCUCUUUUAAACCAAAUUUUAAGAAUUAAAAAUGAUUUAAAAAUCAUAAUCUUAUUUCCUGUUCGAACGUUGGAAAUUAAAAGAAAAUGUAUAUCAUAAGUAUUACACAGGAGGUAUUUUUAUAAAUAUAACUUUAUAUCUCAACGAUUGAAUAGAUAUAUAGAUAUGUAAAUCAUGCAAAUGAUAUACGUAGUUAAAAGCGUUUGGAACUUUAUUAAAUGGGGUUUAUAUUCUGUAUGGUUAAUUGUUCUUAUUUACAUGAAAGAAGUUUAUGAAAGAAGGUAAUACAUAUCGUUACAUUUACUUUAUUUGUUGAAGAAGAAUGGGAAGUUUAGCAGAAAGGGGAAUAAGAGACGUUAUUAUGAGAGAUGAGUUCACUUUCCCCUCUCUGACUCGAAAGUAAGCACAUUACACUAUGGAGUACCCAGCUCAACC
Molecule: messenger RNA, 6828 nt
Organism: Strongylocentrotus purpuratus (purple sea urchin)
Lineage: Eukaryota; Metazoa; Echinodermata; Echinoidea; Camarodonta; Strongylocentrotidae
Product: NPC intracellular cholesterol transporter 1-like
Exons: 27
Coding region: 133-4164 (1343 amino acids)
Cellular component (GO): membrane
Molecular function (GO): lipid carrier activity
Source: RefSeq, a predicted model, not a curated record